CUUUAAAAAGCACCGCACCGCUAGAGAUACACUUAACACGCUAACGCCACGCGACACUCUGCUGCUGGCCAGACAUCGCACAAUGCGUCAGCUGACUACAGAGGAUCUGAAGACCCUGGAAGUAGAUCUUCAAAACUACUUUCCACAGUCACUGCAGGUAUAUGGAUGUAUCUUCCAGCUCAACAGGACUGGACAGAGAGCUGAUCCUGUUAGUGUGCUUGUUGACCAGUGGCCAGAGUUCAGAGUUUUACUUAUUAAACCAGAAUACCGUGAGAAGGGAGACCUUUUCAAAGACUUGACUGUGUUUUCAAAAAACUAUGACUGCCUCAGAGAGCUGCUGGCACAUUCAGAUCUCAUUGAUUGGAAGAUGUUUAUUUGCUUGGCCGCUGAGCUUCAUCAUGAGAAGAUGAUGGAAGUCAUGGCAAUAAACAGAGGUGUACCUAUGAAGAAAGAAGCUGUGUGCUACAUGUUGGUUCUUCGACAUCCAUCAAAUCUCUUACACGUUGAUAGUUCAUCACUGAAGUUUUCUUCUCUGAAUGAGUCUCAUCUUGAGCUAGUCAACCGUAGCUGGAAGUUUGGCUGUGAAGAAAGCAAACUAAUGAUUAAGAAUAUGAUUUUAAACUUCCCCUCUUGUUGUGUCCUGGACUCAGAUAAUCAACCGGUAGCAUGGAUUUUAACUUAUGCUUCCUGUGCAAUGGGAAUGCUGUACACACUUCCAGAACACCGAGGAAAAGGCUAUGCAAAAGCACUGGUCACCAUUAUGUCAAAGAGACUGCACUCUCAAGGUUAUCCAGUGUACUGUUUUAUAGAGGAAGAGAACCAUUUAUCCUACAGCCUCUUCACAAGCCUGGGUUUCACAGAAGAACCAGAUUACAGGGCAGCCUGGUUUGUCUUUAAUGGUUUUUAAUUUGGUCCCAUCAGAGCAGCCAAUCACAGUUGUUUAGCUUCUGCCUGAGAUGCAAUAUAAAGUUAUGUACAAUGUUUUUUUUUUUUUUUACUUACUAAAUAUAAAACAUUUACAGUCGAGCUAAACAAUGUGU
Carassius carassius (crucian carp) is the source of this 1040-nucleotide messenger RNA. RefSeq lists its product as uncharacterized. Gene Ontology annotation, molecular function: glycine N-acyltransferase activity. Bases 83 to 907 code for a protein of 274 amino acids. NCBI's taxonomy places the organism in Eukaryota, Metazoa, Chordata, Actinopteri, Cypriniformes, Cyprinidae. Gene Ontology annotation, cellular component: mitochondrion. The transcript has 5 exons. The record is from RefSeq and is a predicted model, not a curated record.